Messenger RNA from Halichondria panicea, 3501 nucleotides. Its product is annotated as inositol hexakisphosphate and diphosphoinositol-pentakisphosphate kinase 2-like. NCBI's taxonomy places the organism in Eukaryota, Metazoa, Porifera, Demospongiae, Suberitida, Halichondriidae. The record is from RefSeq and is a predicted model, not a curated record. The transcript is spliced from 16 exons. Gene Ontology annotation, biological process: inositol phosphate biosynthetic process; inositol metabolic process. Gene Ontology annotation, molecular function: 5-diphosphoinositol pentakisphosphate 1-kinase activity; diphosphoinositol pentakisphosphate kinase activity; inositol hexakisphosphate kinase activity. The coding region runs from base 162 to 3311 and encodes 1049 amino acids. Gene Ontology annotation, cellular component: cytosol.
CUGGCUUCUAAACUAACCUUGCCUUAGAUUCAGAUCCAGCCACGCCAUGUGCUAGCUUGCUAAAACAGGUUGAGCUAGCUAGCUAGCUAGAGAAGUUCAGUAUAGAUCUAGCACAGCGAGUCUACUCAGUCCUACUACAUUACUGCACUACUCAAGAGAGGAUGAGUUGGUCAUUAAAUGGAUCCACAGAGGAGCUGCCAAAAAGACUCAUAGUCAUCGGAGUCUGUGCAAUGAGAGCAAAGACACUGGCCAAGCCGAUGCAGAACAUUCUGACAAGACUUUCUUCGUACGAUUACAUUGACAUUCAGAUCUUCAGUGAUGAAGUGAUCCUGCACCAGCCAGUGGACGAGUGGCCAGUAGUGGACUGUCUGGUUGCAUUCUACUCUGAUGGCUUCCCUCUAGACAAGGCCAUUGCCUACGUGGACCUGCGUCAGCCCAUGGUGGUCAACGACCUUCAGGAGCAGUACACCCUCAUGGACAGACAACAGGUGUACGAGACCCUCAUCAAGAACGGAGUGGAAGUACCCAAACACGUGGUCCUCAACAGGGGCGGUGCUGACAAGGAAAUAGAGAUUGUUGAGAACGAUGAUGUAAUUGAAGUGGGUGGUCAAGUGUUCCACAAACCGUUUGUUGAGAAGCCAGUCUCUGCUGAGGACCACAAUAUCUACAUCUACUUCCCCUCUGACUACGGUGGAGGAUCUCAGAGGCUCUUCAAAAAGGUUCACAAUCGAAGCAGUGCCUACUCGAAGGAGAGCUCUGUGCGUAAAGACGGGUCGUACAUCUAUGAGGAGUUUCUGGCCACUGAUGGAACUGACGUCAAGGUCUACGUUGUGGGGCCAGACUAUGCCCACGCAGAGGCUAGGAAGUCACCGGCACUGGACGGAAAGGUGGAGAGAGACGGUCAAGGCAAGGAGGUUCGUUAUCCAGUCAUUCUCAAUGCCAAGGAGAAGCUCAUUGCAAGGAAAGUGUGUCAGGCUUUCAAGCAAACAGUGUGUGGGUUAGACCUCCUGAGGGCCAAUGGGAAGAGCUACGUGUGUGACGUCAAUGGAUUCAGCUUUGUCAAGAACUCUGAGAAGUACUACGAUGACUGUGCUCAGAUCUUGCUGGAGAUGGUGACAGCUCAACUGGCCCCUCAUCUCUUCCCUCGUACUCCACCCUCUGUCGAGUACAUUGUCGAUGAGGUACCCCAGCUGCCCAUUCCCAUACCAAAGAAGGGAGAUAGUCUUGAGCUCCGCUGUGUGGUGGGUGUGAUUCGUCAUGGCGACCGUACUCCCAAACAGAAGAUGAAGAUGAUUGUCACUCACUUGAGGUUCAUCGCUCUGUUCAGAGAACUCAAGGGCUUCGAGAAAGGACAAAUCAAAAUCAAGAAACCAAAACUACUACAACGUGUCUUGGACAUCUCUCGGUACUUGUUGGAGGACCUGCAUAACAGUGACGACCCGUCAGCCCAGGAGAUAGAGGAGGCAGAGCACAAGUUACUGCAGCUCAGGACAGUCCUAGAAAUGUACGGGAAGUUCUCUGGGAUCAACAGGAAAGUUCAGCUGAAGCACGUCAACAAGAACUGCCCCACUGAAGAUCCACACUUGCUCCUGAUUCUCAAGUGGGGUGGUGAGCUGACCCCAGUGGGACAGAGACAGGCUGAGGAGCUCGGACGAGCGUUCCGUUGCAUGUACCCUGGUGGAGAGGGUGAGUAUGCGUCUCUGCCUGGCUCUGGGUUCCUGUGUCUCCACAGCACCUACAGACACGACCUCAAGGUCUACACAUCCGACGAGGGAAGAGUUCAAAUGACGGCCGCUGCCUUUACAAAGGGCAUGUUGGACCUGGAGGGCAACCUUGCCUCUGUGUUGGUGCAUCUGGUGAAACGAGACCAAGCUGCCACUAACAUGCUCGAUACUUCCACUGACACUCGGGCACAAGAGGCCAUGAUCACUGUCAAGAAACGUCUCCACUCUCUCAUGAGGUCCACCUCUGACUUCACCUCCACCAGCUACACUGAGCUCGUACCUACUGAGGCAGAGUCCAUCAAGAGUGCCAUGAAAAUUGUUUGUAACCCGAGUGUGAUGAAUGAGCAACUCCAUCAGAACAUCAGCAUCCUCCUCGAGGAAAUCAGACAGUUGCAGAAAGACUCAAUUAAACAUCACGGUCCGCUGUACGAAGAUGAGACCAUCCCCCUUUUAGAGAAUCGCUGGGCUAAACUGGUGAAGGAUUUCAAGUCCAAGAGUGGCUGGUUUGACAUCAGCAAGAUCCCAGACAUCUACGACUGUAUCAAGUACGAUAUGCUCCACAAUCGUUCCCUCCAUUUCAAGUCUGCCCCCGACGUCACCAGCUGUGCCAUGCCUCUCGCUGACAUCGUCAUCCCUCAGGAGUACGGAAUAACUCUGGCGGACAAGGUUGACAUUGGGAAGAAGCUCUGCACACCACUCUUUAGGAAGAUCCAAGCAGACUUCCACCACACAAUAGUCAACGAGCAGGCCGAUGUGCUUCACCGAUUGGACGCUCGACUCUCAAAGGGUGUGGUCUCUCCGAACAGACACGUCCGGUCCCGGCUAUACUUCACGAGUGAGUCCCACAUCCACUCUCUAGUCAACAUGUUGAGACACGGAGGACUGGAGAAGCACCUGUCCGACACGAGCACACUCAUCAAAGCACUAAAGGAGAUCAACCGUUCCCCAGAGUUCAACUACCUCACACAAAUCAUCUUCAUGCUCUUUGAAGACACCUCCAAAGACUUGCAGGCCGAGGACAGGUUCAGAGUGGACAUUCACUUCAGCCCUGGGGUCAAGUUCAGACAAGAAGUGUUCGUAGAUGAUUCAGAUGACAUUUCAUCAUCACCAAAAGAACUUUGCACCAACUGCCAACUGACGAAUACAUCUGGAAGUAGUCUAUUUGUUCGGCGAUUAUCAAAUAAUGUGCCCGAGACUCACAAAGAAACUGUUGAAGCCGACAAAUCUUUACCCGAAAGAACUCAUCAAAAUGGUUACUCAAACGGCUAUUUUAACCAUGACAACUCAGAUCAUUCCGAUACAGCUGUUAACACAGCCUCAGGCUUAGCACUGGCCACAGAGCUAGCCUCAACCAUACACCCACUCAUUCCUAUAUGUUCCGCCCCACUGCACCAAAUCAACGAUUUCUUCUCGUCUAUAACGGACGUUUGUUUGAACUUUGACCCCGAGCUGAUGACCACCGAUGAUAGUUUACCGUCCACUCCGCGUUCCACAACGACGUCGGAACCUGAUAAGAAGUCACCGACGAGAAAUGGAACUCAAAUACUAACUCAGGUCUCUGUUGGUAAUGGGUUUGCUUUUGUAUAAGAUUAUUAUUUGUGGCACUUUUGGCUAAAAUUUCACUUCUUCAUAAUUAUUUUGCUGUGUAUAGUUGGGUCUUCGCCCGGUUUCUGUGUAACUAAGUCUAUAAUUUAUAUUUAAUGUCCAAAUUAUAAUUAUAAUUACGAUGCAAUUUUUACCAAUACUAUUUAUUGAUGAUCAUUAUUUUGAUGUUGUA